AAUAAGACUCCUUUCCCAUCAUCCUUUUUUCACAACAAAUCAAAUUCAUUCCUUUUUCUAGAGCUCAUUCGUUGAGAUCCCCUAUAACUCCAUAAAACGCCAUGCCAUAAUGAUCCUGUAUCCUUACCAAGGUCACUAAAUCCCUUUGUUUAUGUUGCCCUUAAAUUUGUAUCCUAAGGUUUCAUCAUCACUUUUGUCAACACCCAAUCAAUUCAUCAUCAGAUCUCCAAAGCCCAAAAAAACAGGGGAAACCAAAACUACAACAGUUUUGCCAAAGCUCGUCAAUCUGGUCUGGACAUACGUUACGCCAUCGUCCAUGAUAGGUUCCCGCUGUCGUUUGACCGGUCCCUGAACCACGACCAGUUCAUGGAAGGCAAAAUUCAUGUGUUCUCUGCUCACAUUGAUGAACUCGUCGGGAACUUAUUGAAUUCAGAACCAAAAUCACCUCCAACCUGCUUGAUUGCUGAUACAUUCUAUAUAUGGGGAUCUACAUUUACCACCAAAAAUAAACUCAUCCAUGUUUCUUCCUGAACAGAACCCGCUUUGAUUUUCACUCUGUAUUAUCACCUGCACCUGAACCUCCUCAGGAAAAAAUGGCCAAUUUACAUCUCAUCGUGAAUCAACAGGAACCAAAUUUAGAUCAAUUUUUCUUCAUACCCUUUACAUUAUUACAACUAAAAAGAUUACAUUUUUUUUCUUCGACAGAUAAUCACAAGGAUACGAUAGAUUAUAUAUUGGGGGUGAAAGCAAUUGAGCCAAGUGAUCUAAUGUCAUACCUUCAAGCCGACGGCAUAUGGCCGGUGGUGCACCAGGAAAUUUACAAGGCUUUUGAAGAUGUGAAAAGGGCGGACAUGAUUAUUUGCAACACCAUCCAAGAGCUGGAGUCGGAAAACAUCUCGGCCCUCCAUGAGAAUCAACCCACAUACGCCAUUGAGCCCAUUUUCCCAUAUGGCUUCACCAAAAGCAGCGCAACCAUGAGUUUAUGGGCCGAGUCAGACUGCACUCAGUGGCUCAACGACAAACCCACCGGGUCAGUUAUCUUGUACCAAAUUGAAUUGAUUGUCGGCAACCAUUAGGACCAAUUUAGUUGGACAGGGUGGAAAAACAAAAAUAUGGUUUAAAGAUUGGUUCAGAAUAAGUAACGAAACAAGUAUGGAUGCAGUUAUAUGUAUUUAUAGGAUCAGUGAGGCAUCAAGUUUUGAUCAAUCAAUAGAUCAUGUAAUCUUAUUUAGCAACGAUUUCCUAUUUUGCAAUUCAAACUGUUAGAUAUCUAGUGAUAAGAUUUGUUGAGAUCAUGUAAUCACAUAUACACGGCCGAAUAUGAUUUGAUGUUCAACUAAAAUCAUAAAAUUUGUUGAGAUUUGAUAUCUAAUCUCACAAAGCAUCUCUGAAUGACAGUUAGAUUAGAGUUCUAGUUCUAGUCAAAAUUGAAAUCCGGAUUCUAGUUUCGUUCAUAGAACAGAAUAACGUGGGAUUCGAAGAAUUUUCAUUUAUUUUUUCAUUUAAACCUCAAAAAUAUAGAGAAUUGCCACGUAGGAUUAAAUCCUAUGUGGCAUAGGGAGAUUACAUUAUGUUCUCUCUCUCUUGUUUUUGCCUUAGUAUAGUACUAGAUGUUUGGCCCAGGCAGAUGCCCGGGCGCCCCUUCUAAAUUACUAUUUUAUUAAAAUCUAAUUGAAUUACUUUUGAGGAAUUAAUUUGGCG
Oldenlandia corymbosa var. corymbosa is the source of this 1701-nucleotide messenger RNA. NCBI's taxonomy places the organism in Eukaryota, Viridiplantae, Streptophyta, Magnoliopsida, Gentianales, Rubiaceae. The record is from the annotation of a GenBank genome assembly.